This is a messenger RNA of Stegodyphus dumicola, 2192 nucleotides long. RefSeq lists its product as uncharacterized. The record is from RefSeq and is a predicted model, not a curated record. NCBI's taxonomy places the organism in Eukaryota, Metazoa, Arthropoda, Arachnida, Araneae, Eresidae.
UUUGCUUUAGCUGCACCCAAGCCUAUCACGGAUUCCAAGACGAAAUUUAACUACUGCGUUGCUCAUUUGACGCCGGAAAUUGCUGCGUUGGUUAGAGAUAUCAUUCUCCGGGAACGUACAGAUUCUUCUUACGAAGACCUCAAAGCUGCUAUUACGGAACGCUGUGGUGAAAGCAGUACGAGUGAAAUACGGAAAUUACUCACCGGCGAGCAACUUGGACAUAGAAAGCCAUUAGAACUUCUACGUGUAAUGACUAGGAGGGCUGACAAAUACAAUGUGCCUGACUCUUUGUUACUGGAAUUAUUCAUGCAUCAGAUGCCGCCAAAUGUUCAGUCUAUUCUAGCGUCGGUUGAGCCGCUCGAUUCAUCGAAAGCUGCAAGUAUCGCGGAUAGAAUAUUGUUACACCCGCUCAGAUCAAUUGCUAAUGUACAAAACGUUUUGAGACAAUAUUUAAACUGGUGGCAAAAUUUACUGAAGACAUCGAACCAUAUAUUGGAAGAAAUUCAAAGUGAAACAGCAUCAAAAUUGGAAAAGUUAUCAAUAUCUUGUAAUGCAUUCGGAAUAGAAGAAUUUGACUUUUUUUUACAUAAUGUCAUUAUAGCUGUGCGCCAUUUUAACUGUUGUUUCCUAUAAAAAUGUAAAUUGCGAGUCAAAGUCAUAAUUAAGUGAAAUCACUAAUUUAUUUUUACUAAUUGCAUUACUUCGUCCGAUACAUAUACAUAUAUGCAUCGGACAAAAUAAUGGAAUUAUAAAGCUUUGAUAAUCCAGUUAUUUGUAAUAGGAAUCUUAACUUGGGCAGAUUAACAAAACAAUUAAAUUUAAUUCUUUAGAGAAUAAUGAUGACUUCAGUAGAUGCACUUAAUAUGCACACAUUUGGUGAAAGAUUCUGCGCUUAAUGAGUAUUCUACCUUCUUUAACACAACAAACUUUUAAUUGCACUAUCACUAUUACACAUAAAAGUGUUUUCCGUGUUCUAAGCUUUCAUUGUUUAAUGUCUAGCAUUAUUAAUCCAGAUUAGUACAACCUAUUAGGAAAUUUCUUUCCGCUUGAUUUGCAUUAAUAGAGUUUCAUUAUGACAUAUUCCCGUCUUCUUGGUUAUACCUCGGAAAAUAAAAAUACUGAGAUAAAAAGGUUCAGAUAAAGAAAAGAAUUGUAAAACAGGAACGUUUAGAAUCAGGGGCAAAGUAUAUUUUUAAGUUACAUGCAGACAUAAAACGUAAUAACACUUAAGAAGAAAAUGUUUGAGAAAUGCUUCUUACAAAUUCAAAACUUUCUUUUAUAUCAACUAUGUUGAAGAAUUUCACCUGUUUCCCGCACGUGCUAAAGUUGUCUUACGUAACUUACUUUUGUGAUGCAAAUUGGAGUAACUUAUGCAACGAAUGGUAAUAUAUAGUAAGAAGUAUAUUUAAUUAUCGUAAUCAAUUUAAAUCUAAAGGGAAAAUUCAGAAUUCAGAGUUGAAAGUCGAAAUAUUUCAGUGUUCAGUCAUUUAUGUAUAAUGUAACUUUCAUAAAGUGUCAUUUAUGUAUAAACUUAAAAUACAUGUACAUAAAUUACAUUAAAUAAAAUAGACUAAUUAAUAAAGCGACAAUUUUAAAAACCAUUACGACAUUACAAGUGUACACAUUAUUAGGACUUUUGGAACAGGAGGCUUGAAAAAUUAACUGUACUGUAGUCGGGAUUCAAACCAUGAGUAUUCCAGAUCGUAGGUGAAUAUGUAACCACUUAUAACAAGAGCAAAGGUAAUUCUCAAAAAUUUACUCCAGUUUAAGAACCACUGGGGAGAGGCAUGAGAACCAGUCAUCUGUAUUGAGUCAUCCAUAUCCCAGGCAUCCGUAUAGCGAGAUAUCGUUCCCAUUUUCUUAGUUUGGUCUCCAUUGCAGAAAAACGUUUUGAGGGGCAACAAGAAAUGUGAAAAUUUAACUAUGCCCUCGCCAGAUAUCGAACCACAGAUCUUCCAGUUAAGUAUUUUCGGUAUGUUAACCACUUAAACCAUAACACCACGCUUGAGAAAGUAGUAAUUCCGUCCAUAGGAAAAUGGAUGUGUAAAAAUUGAAAUUUUAAAUGUCAAGUUAAUACAGAUGAAGAAUAAAGUUGUAUCAUUGUUUUAUUAUUGUAUCAUUAUUUAACAUUAAGAAAUAAAUAUUUUGUUUAAAGAAAUUAAACAUGUUGAACAGAAAUUUUCCGAAUAAAA